CUACAAAUGAAUCUAACACAUUAUCAUCACAACUUGGUUUGCUUAAUUUCAAUUCUUCAAAGCAAUUAGAAAAAAUUAGCCAAAGACUAUGGAGAAGUUAACUGUCGUGGUUGCUUUCUUGCUUCUAACAUCACUCUUUCAACCUCUCACUGCUCGAAAUUUGGAAAUUGAUGUCUUUCAACUUGAUGUUUCUCAGUCUGGUUGCCCAGGAGUGACAAAGGACACAUGGCCAGAACUUCUUGGUGUACCAGCUAAACUUGCAAGGGAAACAAUCCAAAAGGAAAAUCCAAGAUUAACUAAUAUUCCAAAUGUGUUGAAUGGUUCUCCAGUGACAGAAGAUUUUAGAUGUGAUCGAGUUCGUCUUUUUGUUAAUGUGUUGGACUUUGUCGUACAAACUCCCCGAGUAACUUAAUUAAAGGGGAAAUUUUUUUUAAAGGGGAAAUAUUUUUUACCCACAUCUAAUGUUUAAGUAGAUCUAUUAGGUAGCCCCAAGAAAAUAAAUUGGAGCUGUAUGGUUAAUGUAUCCAAUGUAUUCCACCAUUUGGUGAUAAAUAAAUGUUGUCUUAUUAAUAUA
Lycium barbarum (goji berry) is the source of this 574-nucleotide messenger RNA. RefSeq names its product proteinase inhibitor I-B-like. The transcript is spliced from 3 exons. The record is from RefSeq and is a predicted model, not a curated record. Gene Ontology annotation, molecular function: serine-type endopeptidase inhibitor activity. NCBI's taxonomy places the organism in Eukaryota, Viridiplantae, Streptophyta, Magnoliopsida, Solanales, Solanaceae. Gene Ontology annotation, biological process: response to wounding. The coding region runs from base 89 to 412 and encodes 107 amino acids.